AUGGCCGACGAGAACGGUACUGAGAUCAAGCGCGAUGUGCGCAACCACAUGCUCUUUGAGGUGGCAACUGAGGUGGCCAACCGGGUUGGCGGUAUCUACUCGGUGCUCAAGUCCAAAGCCCCCGUCACAACCGCCGAAUACGGUGAACGCUACACCAUGAUUGGUCCUCUCAACCGUGCUUCAGCUGCCGUCGAGGUAGAAGAGCUCACCCCGGCUAGUUCAGCCAUGCGUGAAACUAUUGCCUCCAUGAAAGAGCGUGGCAUUGAGAUGGUCUACGGUCGCUGGUUGAUUGAGGGAGCUCCACGGGUGUUGCUCAUCGAUACCGGUACGGGUUACCGAUGGUUGGACGAGUGGAAGGGCGAUCUGUGGAACACCUCCGGCAUCCCGGCUCCCGCUGCCGAUCACGAAACCAACGAGGCCAUCGUUUUUGGAUACUUGGUCGCAUGGUUCUUGGGUGAAUACAUCGCCCACGAACGGCGUCGGGCCGUGGUCGCUCAUUUCCAUGAAUGGCUCGCUGGUGUAGCUUUGCCAUUGACCAAGAGACGUCACAUGGAUCUGACCACCAUUUUCACCACUCAUGCCACUCUCCUGGGUCGUUAUCUCUGCGCUGGCUCUGUGGAUUUCUAUAACAACCUUCAACACUUUGAUGUGGAUGCCGAAGCUGGGAAGCGUGGCAUCUACCACCGAUACUGCAUUGAGCGCGCAGCUGCGCACAGCGCCGACGUCUUCACUACAGUGUCGCAUAUCACCGCUUUUGAGAGUGAACAUCUGCUCAAGCGCAAGCCCGACGGAGUUCUCCCGAACGGUCUGAAUGUCAAGAAGUUCUCCGCUAUGCACGAGUUCCAAAACUUGCACUCGCAAGCUAAGGAGAAGAUCAAUGAUUUCGUUCGCGGUCACUUCUACGGUCAUAACGACUUUGAUUUGGAUGACACUCUAUACUUGUUCACCGCUGGUCGGUACGAGUACCGUAAUAAGGGUGUGGACAUGUUCAUCGAGGGAUUGGCCCGUCUCAACCACCGAUUGAAGACCAGUGGCUCCACCACGACUGUGGUCGCCUUUAUUAUCAUGCCCGCACAAACCUCCUCCUUGACAGUGGAGUCCCUCAAGGGCCAGGCCGUUGUCAAGUCCCUCCGCGACACCAUUGAAAACAUUGAGAAGGGCAUUGGAAAGCGCAUGUAUGAGCGUUGUCUGUCGUGGAAGGAGGGUGAAAACAUGCCCGACGAGAAGGACCUUAUCACCAGUCAAGAUCGGGUGCUUUUGCGUCGUCGCCUGUUUGCGAUGAAACGCCACGGCCUUCCUCCUAUUGUCACGCACAACAUGGUCAAUGACCACGAGGAUCCCAUUCUGAACCAGCUGCGCCGCGUGGAAAUGUUUAACAACUCUUCCGAUCGCGUCAAGAUUGUGUUCCAUCCCGAGUUCCUCAACGCCUCUAACCCUGUGCUGCCACUUGACUACGAUGACUUCGUUCGUGGAACCCACUUGGGAGUGUUCCCCUCCUACUACGAGCCGUGGGGAUACACCCCGGCCGAGUGCACCGUCAUGGGUGUGCCAAGUAUUACCACAAACCUGUCAGGAUUCGGAUGCUACAUGGAAGAGCUGAUUGAAAACUCCUCUGACUAUGGUAUCUACAUUGUUGACCGUCGGUCCAAGGGAGUGGACGACUCGGUCAACCAGCUGACUGACUUCAUGUUCAACUUCACCACAAAGAGCCGGCGUCAACGUAUCAACCAGCGUAACCGAACCGAGAGACUCAGCGACCUGCUUGACUGGAAGCGAAUGGGCUUGGAGUAUGUCAAGGCGCGGCAAUUGGCCCUGCGUAGGGCUUAUCCUACCUCUUUCGAUGAGAAGGAGGACUAUUUCAACAUCAUUGGUGGAACUGAUCAGAAGAUCUCUCGCCCUCUGUCUGUCCCGGGCUCUCCUCGUGAUCGUUCCGGAAUGAUGACCCCCGGCGAUUUUGCUUCUCUCCAGGAAGGUCGCGAGGGACUGAGCACCGAAGACUAUGUUGCCUGGAAGCUUCCUGAGGAGGAAGAACCCGACGAGCACUUUUACCCACUCACGCUCCGGACUCGGAAGUCUGGCGAACGUCCACAGUCUCCCCUGGACAGCAUCUCCGUAAAUGGAGAUGUCCCCAAGAUUGAAGAAGAAGAAUGA
Molecule: messenger RNA, 2151 nt
Organism: Penicillium verhagenii
Lineage: Eukaryota; Fungi; Ascomycota; Eurotiomycetes; Eurotiales; Aspergillaceae
Product: Glycogen synthase
Exons: 4
Coding region: 1-2151 (716 amino acids)
Biological process (GO): glycogen biosynthetic process
Cellular component (GO): cytoplasm
Molecular function (GO): alpha-1,4-glucan glucosyltransferase (UDP-glucose donor) activity
Source: RefSeq, a predicted model, not a curated record